CAACAGCUGAUCAUCGUUCGUCACCGUGGCGCCACGAGUUUACAACACAGCACGAGUUUCAGGGACCAGUUUCACCUUGUUAUGAGCCCAGCGGGACGCGGAGACAGCAGCAGCCACCGCAGCGGCGCGAGAUGCCAAAAUACUGUUCGGCCCCAAACUGCAGGAAUGACUCCGGGAGCGGCAGCGACAAGAAGAGCUUCUACAGGUUCCCUCUCCAGGACCCGGUCAGGCUGCAGCAGUGGCUGAGGAACAUGGGGCGUGAGAACUGGACUCCCUCUCGGCACCAGUAUAUUUGCCACGAACAUUUUGCGCCUUCGUGUUUCAAAGUGCGAUGGGGGAUCCGCUACCUCGAGCGAGACGCUGUGCCCACCGUCUUCCAACAGGCUGAGAAACGGAAAGCCACAGACGACACGGAGAAGAAACCGAAGCGUCUUCGAGCUAACUGUACUCGGAGCGUGGCGGUGUCAGGUGACGUGGUUUUUGACGCUGCAGACGUGCAGAGCGCAGUGCACGCUGUGCAUCUGUAUCAGAUUGCUGUCAACCCAUCGCAACAAGAAGAAACCAGCUUGGUGGAACUGAGUGAUAUUGGAGACUCUGACUGCUCUCUCGAGACAGAACUGGACUCACCGGCAGCAAUAGACAGAUUAGAAAUGGGGGUAAACUUCCCUUUAACUCUUUUCCACACAAUAGAUGAUCUGAGCGACAACGGAGAGCAGACAGAGGUGGUGGUUAUGUCUGAAUGUCCUGCUGGCGAAGGGCAAGAUGAGCUUAUGAGCGAAAUAACUGCUGCGAUUUUAACUCAGGGACACGGGCUGGUAGUGAACGACUCCACACUCGGCAGCACAGAUGAAGCCGUGGCCUUGAGUGGGGUUGAAGAUGCGAUUUGCACCACAGAGUUGUUCUCAGAUGAUCACAAUAGCCAUGAAACUCAAGUCAUCGCCUACUUCGAGACGAUACCGAAUGUUUUGCCCAAAGACACUUUUACCCAGUUCACCUUUUCCCCAGAAACGGUACUUUCAUCCGCCCUGAGCUCCACACCCAUCACAUCCACUCUGCCUAUAGUGUCCAAACACGCAGCACCUUCCCCCACAUCCCUGGUCCUCACUAUGGAAAGACUGGAUUGUGAAGGAGGAGAGGGAGAUGAAGGCAAGUCGGAGGAUGAUGAAACAGAGCCAGAUCACCAGCUGGAAGAGCACUGCUACCACAAGAACAGUUUGAGUAAGGAGCAGCUGGAGGCGAUUGUGUCUGAGCUACAGAAAAAGGUGAAAGUGCUGCAGCAGCGGCAUCGCCGACACCUGGAGAAGCUUCUCGGACUGGAGAACACGGUCAGCCAGCUGAGACAGAGCAAUCUGCUGAAUGAAGAGCGGCUGCAGCUGCUGGAGAGGGCUUACAUACAGACGAGUGGAGCCGAGUCUGAUGCUGGUGAGACUGUGACCAUCAUCUAUGAGGAGGAUGAUGCUGCUUACUUGUACACACCACUGAUUGAUACAGAGGCAAAGCUGUGAGGCCUGACUGAGCGCGGACAGUUUGUGUGUCUGUGCUGCUCACCGUGCCAAAAAAAUGAGUGACGGGCUUCAGCUGUUGAAAACAAAAUGCUCCCUAAUUUAGUUCUUUCCAGUUUUGUCUCUGAUCCAAAAAAAAUCUGUGUAUGAAAUGUGACAGCGGGUCAGUCCAUCUGCUGCAAGCUCUCCACAAACAUGGAUGAAUACUGGGACAGUGCUCAGUGUGUUUUUACAUGUUAUUCCAUCAACCGGUUUUGACUUGCUUUGGUUUGUGGUAAUGUGCAUUUAAUUCAACUUUAGGCUUCUGCUUCGGCUUUGCUAUGAAUUUAUAUAUUUAUUUGAAAAACAAAGAUUAUUCAGCCACUGAAGUGCAGCUUUAUGAGGCGGUGUUGACACAACUGUGACAUAAUCACUGAGAGGCAGGCUGGAACAGAGCACGAGUCAGCACAGAGGGCACACCCUGUGUUCAGGACUGCAGGUUUGCUUCGUGGAAGUUUGCUCGUAUUUCCAAGUAUCACUGAGAAAACCACCGCACAGUGAUUUGAUCCAAAAGGCUUUUCUUAUUCAUUUGUAUCUACUGUCUCCUCUGUCCUCCGACCUUUGACCCAGAGGUUAAAUUCACUGCACCUUAUUGAAGGAUGCCUGAGGUCCCAAAAUGCCUGAGGUCCCAAAAUGCUUGCUCAGUGUUUUUCCUUCAACGUCUAAAAGAGGCUCAAUACACAGCUGAGAUAUGCAAACUGAGGUGAGGACUCUACAGCUAGUUGGUGCAGGUUCUCAGUCAAACAGGUCGUGGUAGGUAUUACAGUUCCAGUGCUCACACUUCCUGCCCUUCACUGUUUGUGUGUCCUUUAAAAAGGUAUGUCUUGUUACGCCAUAUUGUGACUUUUAUUAAAAGCAGGCCUUAAAUCACAAACACUGACAUCAUUAAAAAUGUUGCUU
Archocentrus centrarchus (flier cichlid) is the source of this 2441-nucleotide messenger RNA. RefSeq names its product THAP domain-containing protein 5-like. The record is from RefSeq and is a predicted model, not a curated record. The transcript has 5 exons. The coding region runs from base 132 to 1505 and encodes 457 amino acids. Lineage: Eukaryota; Metazoa; Chordata; Actinopteri; Cichliformes; Cichlidae.